CUUAAGAGCUCAGGCGCCCUAUUCACUCCUCUAGCUAGCUGUUCAUGCAGAAUGGUGCCUCCACUGUGUAGUCUGUGUUUGUUCGUUGUUUUUGGCUGAAGGUAUUUGGCAUUUGGCUGGUUUGAUGUUCCGUGCAGCGAAUUUAAAAGCCAUCGGUAAAGCGGGAACCAGCUGGCACUUUUGCCGGAACAUGGACGAGCUGGUCCAUGACCUGGUGUCUGCCCUCGAGGAGAGCUCAGAGCAGGCGGCCCGGGGCUUUGGUGACGGCGGGGACCACGCGCUGGCCGUGGGCUGUCUGCUGAAGAGGCAGUCCCGCAAGCGUCGCGGCCGGAAGCGGCGCUCUGACAACCCCCACCCACCCUGGGAGGCGGGCCACCUCAGUGAGGGCUCUGAGUCCAGUGGAGAGGAGCACAAGGACUACCGCGCGUGUGCCGGUGGCGUCUCCGGCGCAAACAGCCACGCCCGGGACAACAGCGACUCUGACGAGCAGCUGGGCCCCAAGCGCCGCACCCCGCUCGCGGCCGACCCCGGCCGGGGCAAGCGGCCCCUCUGGCAGGACGACCUGGGCCUCCUGGGGUCCGCCGAGGGCACCCACAGCCUCAGGCGCCGCCGCAAGGUCAAACGCAUGGCGGUGGACCCCCCCCCGGACCCGGGCGGCACCACCACCACCUCCUCCUCCGCCGCCAUGCUGGGGCCCCCGCCCGUCCCCAGGGCCCCGCCCGCCCCAGGGUGCAGGCUGCCCGGGGCGGGCCCAGAGACGGCGGGGGGCAGGGGCCUCGCGGAGCGCUGUGGGGGGGUUGGAGGUGGUGGAGGAGGAGGGGCCAAGAGCCGAGUGAAGAAGAGGAAGCUGGCGGCCCACAGGCCCGGGGCGGAGGCGGCGGACGAAGGGGUGGUGGUGGAGAGCGAGGACGCGGCCACGACCCCCACGGGGGGGUCCAAGGACAGGAUGGAGCUGGAGGAGCCCAAGGACUCGGACGAGGAAAUGAGUGACAGGUGCGAUACGAGCAGCGUGAGCAACAGCAGUGACGGGGGACUCUACACCAACGACGAGGGUCGUCAAGCCGACGACGAGCAGAGCGACUGGUUCUACGACACGGAGCCCCCCGCGCUGCCGGGCUCCGGGGGGGCGUGCGGCGUGGCCGGGGUGGUGCCCUGGUGGGAGAGGGAGGAGGCGGAGCCGGAGGAGCUGGAGAUGGAGGACCCCGUGUUCAACAGCAUCCUCCACGGCUCGUUCCCCCUCAUGUCCGCCACCUCGCAGAGAGGUGGGGGGGCACGCGCACACGCACGCCACACCACACACACGCACGCCGGGGGCUUCCACGCCAGACUGGGCCGGAUGCACCAGAACAGGGUCGACUUGGGGCUGCCUCAUCCCGCCAGACGACAAGCCAAGGACGAGCCGUGGUUCAUUCCAGGUUCUAGGAGAGAACACAACCAGCUGCACUGGGACGCCCGGUCAGACAGAGGGCACCGGAGAAGCUGUUCAGUGAAGACGGCCAGCAGUGUUGUCUCUCUGUCGCCGGCCGGGUUCCACAGACAGACCAGCGGCCACCUGGGGUCGCUGUGCACGGGCGACGUCAAGCGGAGGCGCAAGGCAGCGCCCCUGGGCUCCACGGCGACCACAGGCGUGGUGGGGGAAAGUGCCUCCCCAAUCCCGGACACCAACCUCGGGAGCCGCAUGAUGCAGACUAUGGGCUGGAACCCCGGCACGGGCCUGGGACCCGAGGGACGGGGCAUCACCGAGCCCGUCCGGGCCACGCUGAGACCCAAGGGCGCGGGCCUGGGCUUCAACUGAGUCCCAGGCUUCCCCCCCCCCCCCGGCCUCCGACCCAGGGAUCUCGUUGACAUGCUCAUUGCAAUCUACCACAACAGACGGCAUGGUCCAAAUAGAGCACGUCGGGGGUGAAAGGAUGCUACCCAGCGUACAGCGAAGAUAUCAUAGAGAAAUACGCCCCCUCUGUGCUCCCAGAGAGACACAACCUCCCCAUAUUGGGGAAGCAUCGUGGAGAUCCGUUUAACCUUUGUACACGAUACCAUGAGACUAAGGGGACCAUUAACAGGGAAGCAACCUCUCGUCAACACAGCCUGAUCUGCGUAAAAACGACGAGCGAUAUGAGCAUAACUCCUCGCCGGAUAUCGGCGCGUCAAGACCCAGCGCACGGGUUACUCAGAGCUGCCUUUACCUCAGUGUGUCUGGCCGCAGGAAUGGAGGGCGAUGUCAACUGUGGGACUGUGGGAGUGUGGCACCAGAGUCUAUCUGCUGAGAAUGUGAAGGUUUUUUUUCUUCUGUGUUCUCCAAUCAACCGAAUCUGUAAAUGGAUUAAACACCAUCUUUUAGUUUUUUUUUUUUUUUUUAUCAGAGCGUCUCCGCCGUUCCUGGCGGAGCACAUCUGAACGGGCUUGUUUUUAAAAGGUUUUUUCGUGACACACCAGUUGUGCGGUGGUGAGGAGCGUCGGGAGCCAGGAGAACUGCUGAAUGAAUGGUUUCUGUAUUAUUCAUGCUCGUUCCUCGUCCUCCACGCCCGUUGAUUCUGUUCUGUGUAGUGGUGAAUGUGGUACCCGUAAAUGCCCCCUCCUAUGCGUUUGUCUUACGGUCACGAGGACUCAACCUGGAAGUCCAGGAGCAAGCCGUCCGUUCCGGGACGAUCUAUCAGGGCUAUACCUACCUAUUGAAAUACCUGGCGUUGUUCCAGACUGGUGUGAGCAUCAAUUGUGAAUAAAUACAGGUUAAGUGUUUUUUGGUGUUUUUUUUUUUUCAAUCCUUUUGCAGUCUACAAAAAUAAACACUCAUAAUGGGUUGAAUGACGAUUCGCCGAAAUGGAAACCCUCCCUCGAAUGCAUCCAAACCACUGUGACUUUGUCUGUGUCCUCCGGUCUGUCCUGGAUCUCUGCCACGUAUAUGAAGGAAGACACUCCAGGUUGCUGUGUCCGUGGCAGGAUCGCCAUGAUCAAUAUCAUGCUGCUCAAACCCUAUCCGCGUCAGAAUCCCACUGAACACUGCUAUAAUCCGCUGAGUCACGUCUUAUGUCGUGUUGCAUCGUCCAAUGUGAACCGUUUUAGUUUAAGAAUUUCAUUAUUUGUUAUUAAUAUGAAAUACUUUGUGACAUUAUGUCGGUAGGUGUAUUGGAUCUGGACGUUGAUUCCGUUUGUUUUUCCACAACAGUUUUAUCACUCUUCACUCUUGGCAUGUACCGUAGGUUGGCCAUCGGUCUACAAUGUUUUGUUUUGAAUUAUGAAGUAGAAGAUCUCAAGUUUAUGAUCGGUUUGACUCAGCCUAUGGCCUACUUUACAUGUAACUAACCGCUAGCUACACGUACCUUUAAGAAACGGAUGCCAUGUCAUGCUCCUUAAAAUCAUUUUUAAUAUGAUCCUGAAAUGUGGACUAUAGUAUUGGUGAUAUUAUGUUGAUACCAAUCCUAUUAGUUUUUCUCAGUCGCUUUGGUACAUUUCUCAAAUCGUCCUCAACAUUUGCAAAACAGUAAAUGCAUUUCUCAAAACAAUUCGUACAAAUAGCAAAACACCGGAUAACCUGCAAAAGCCAGUCUCUUGCUCAAACUCCUUAGUUCAUCUCUAAAGUAAAUAGCUGUGUCAAUGAACAUGUCAGUGCCAUCAGAAUGACAAGCCCUUGUGUCAUUGUGUAGGCCUACGGAUAAGACAGUCAAAUUGCUUAGUCAUGUUGUCAAUAUAACAGUGUACACUGGAGGGAUGUUCUGAUGUCAACUAUGUCUAAAGUUUGGAAGACAAUUAUUGUAUAUUGUAAGUUACACCUUAGUGUAUGUGGGAGAUUGAUUGCAAGAGACUGGACAAGAUUCACAUUUACGCUUUGACUGUACUGUAAAUUGUUGACAGACCUAGAUCAUUGCUAGAAAUGUGAACAUAGGGCAAUCUCCUUAGGGUAAACUGUACAUGCAUUGCUGUAGGAAUUACAAUGCAGUCUUCCUGCACCUCCUGACGUUCCUGUCUGUUGGGCCACAAAUUCUCCUUCUCCCGCAGCCUCACUCCUUCUUCUCCCGGGCUGUUGACCCCGUCCAAUUCCUUGUCCUUCCAUUGUCAGACAAUGUAAUAUUGUGUUGUGCUCCAGCUUUAUAUAUACUUGCCAGUUCAUGGUUCAGGAGAUGCACCUUUGAGCUAUUUCAGUAAACUGGUUGAUCGUUGGUUGAUCUAACACUUCACACAUUUCCCUUCUUAAGCGAAAGUCAAGAUUCACCUGGAAGCAAUUUACCAAUUCAGGUCAGAUUUAAAAAAAAAUGUAAUGGAAAUGUAUAGAUAUAUACUUGACAUAUUAUGACAACUUGUUCAACCAUUUUGCAUUUAAAGACUUAUGCAAUGAACUAAUGCCUAAAUGUUGUGGGGGAGAGACUAUUCAACAGAUCCAUUGCAAUACAUUUUGAUCAACAUGACAUAAGCAAUUGAUAAUGUAGGAAAGAGCGGAGAAUUGUACGUAAUCAUUUGCAUGGAUGUACCAAAGCAUUUGCAACUUGUUCGAAGAAAUGAGAAACUGCUUUUUUGAUGCGCACAAGUGACACAGUGAUGUGAAGAUUGAACAAGUAGAUUUGAGAAUUUCAAUUCUGAUCUGAGAAUUGUACCAAAGCGACUGAGAAACACUGACAUCAGGUGGUUCCUUAGGACCCAUUCCCUUCCACACGGUUCUUUCUAUGCUUUGGUUUCGUCAGCCCUAGUGUUGCUUGCUUGAACAGCAUGCUACCCAUCCGUGGUUUAGAGCCUGUAGUCGGGAUGAUGUUUGGUGGAGGCUUACUGAAACGGGACUGUGUAGAUUUAUCGCACCAUGGCCAGUAUGUAGAAAAUGAAAGUUAUAUAUGUCAGGUAUACAAAAGGUUUUUUGUUUUUCUUGCCAAAAAAAACAACAUACUUUACUAAAGGAAUACUAACGUUGAACUGGUGAUGCAAGGUGAACAACAUUUGGAGAUUAAAAAACAAACUUCGGA
Messenger RNA from Gadus morhua (Atlantic cod), 4946 nucleotides. It is a transcript of the gene gpatch2, whose product is annotated as G patch domain containing 2. The transcript has 10 exons. The coding region runs from base 125 to 1795 and encodes 556 amino acids. Gene Ontology annotation, molecular function: nucleic acid binding. NCBI's taxonomy places the organism in Eukaryota, Metazoa, Chordata, Actinopteri, Gadiformes, Gadidae. The record is from RefSeq and is a predicted model, not a curated record.